CAUUAAUAAUUUAAACUUAUUAGGACAUUCAAAGGUAAUUUAUAAUAUUGCAGAAUAUACAUUGUCGUAGUUUUGGCAUUUAAGUCUGAUUUUGGCGAAGGUAGCUGAUUUUAAAAUGAUUAGUCGCGAUUUAAUCCGAUAUACAUUUUAUUGGCCACAACUUUACAGUUGUAAAUCUAUAUAGAAGGGAUCUUUUUUAAUGUAAAAAAAAAGAUUUUUGAAUUGUUUAAGUAUUUUACUGUGUUAUGUUAAACGCGUGGCUGUGUGGAAUAAGUUCAUAUAAAGAUAUGUUAUAAACAACUACAUCUUUAUAGAAGGUUUAAAUGGAUUUUAAAAUAAAGUUUAGCAAAUAAGGAAAACCCCGUUUACAGAAAAGAAGAUGAGUUCUAACGACAAAGCAGCGUGGGCGAAAUAAACUUUAGGACGUUUUAGUUAACGUUUAUGCUCAAAUAAGUGAUCACAAUUAUUCUAAAUAGCUUUUUGGUAGGAUUGAUUUUAAUGAACAGGGAUAUAAACAUUUCAGUGUUCUCGAGUGCGACAGAAGCUUUUAAAAUGACUUUAGUCGUAUAAAUCAACAUAGUGCGGGAUCAUGUCAUUCAAUUUAUAACUAUCGCACAAAUUUUAACACACUGCCGUGACCUUCUUUUUGAAGAUUUAGAUCAUGGGUGAUAACCCAGUGUCAACAUCAGCUUCGACGCAACGAAAGCUUCCAAUACCUUCGAGUGGUGCCAAUACAAACUCCGCUUUCAAAGGAAUACUGAUAAAGCCCAAAAGAAUUCUACCGGCUCAACCCGAUAACCCAAAACUGAAAAGAAACUCUCAGCAGACGAAUGGGUCUGAAUUUAAAGCAGACGAAGUGAUCAAUGAAACUUCUUCGCGGGCGGAUUUUAAUCCAUCUUGUAAAAGUGAAAAUGCAAAUAAGAAUUCUUCACACAAAGUUACAAUACCUAAACUUCUGAUCGAUGUAGAUAGGCUAAAGACACAUUUUCAGUUACACGGUAAAGCGACCGGGCGAUCAGAUAGUCGUAAAAAGGACUUCAACGAGAAUGAGAUACAGAAAAAUACUGAAAAUGAAUCGGUACGGUCACAAACUGAGUGUACUAAUGUAACUAGUGAAUUUUUGUCUAACGAAAAUAAAUUGUAUGAUUCGGUUGGAUUAACUAAUUUGAAAGUUAAAGAAUGGUGCUCAUCUGGUGAACUGGCUAAUAUGACAGCCAAAAUGUCAGCAGAUUCAACAACGACAAAAUCAAUCGAAAGGAGUAUUCGUUCUCCGUCCCCAAAAAGCAACACGACUUGGGACCGGUCCAGCUCGGGAUACAGUAGUGACGAGCGGGCCGAUCCUCGGUCACCCCCACCCAGUCAUAGUGCGAGUGCUAGUGUAAGCUCUAAAACCGAGACUGAGCUCACAAAUGACGAUGAUGUGUUAGCUUCUAACACUGAAGAUGCCAGUGAAAAUCAGACUGAUAUUGAAAACGAAGAGGAAUCUGAAGAAUUGCCAUCACAAGAUAGGGACAAUAGUGACGAUCAAACAUUAAGUGCAGAAAAUAGUGCAAGUUCGAAUUCUUCUAAUUCUUUAGGUACCACACAGACUAGUGACAACGAAGUACUUAUUGCUGACAGUGAUAGUACGCAAUGUGUAUCUUGUGAAGCAAACAAUAAUGGUGCCGAUAAAAACGAAACAACGAAUUCUUGUGUUAGUUUACCUUUUGAUAAUUCAGUUGGCUCUAAGCAAAAUGCGAAGCGGUCGGCGUGGACCGCGCAUUCACCUUUACCGGGAAAUGGCAGGAUACAGUACCGGAAGUCCGUAAGUGAGUCUAUGAUCAGUUUACGACACACCAGUCGACAGGGUAUGGUGGAAAAUAACUUUGAUGGACUUGAAGUAUGUGGUAAAUCUUUUCCGCAAUCAGCAAGUAAUAACAUUGCCGCCAAAAGUGACUCUACGCCACAAGAUGGCGCUAAUUGUGAAGCAAGUGGUCGGCAAGAAAUUCUUAGCCCGACAUCAGCGUUUGUUCAUGUUCCACGAUUAGGAACGUCUAUUGGAAGUGAACUGCAACAAAACGACGCUAGUGGUCAAGAAAUGACACCACGGUCACGGCUUUUGCGCAACUCCCUACCGCAGUUUCGUAAUCCAAGGGACAUAAAAAGUCUGGGACUCGGACCUAACGUAAAACUUACCUCAGCCAAAGAUGAUAAAGACAUAAGAAAAACAUUACAUGACCUAAAUUCCCCAAGAAAGCAGCCGAUUGGCGGGAAAUCGCUACCAAUUAGGGCGCGACACCCGAUUCAACCAAUACAUGUCUAUGACACAAUGACAAAUCAGCCAAUUGGAACAGCUGUUUCAAAUGGCCAGCGCAGUGCGGUGUCAGAUUCAGGGAAAUACGGAAUUCAUUUCAGUAAGAAAAUGUGGCGGGCUCCAUCCGGGCAGCCCGAGAACGCGCAAACAAGACCCUUUUCACCAUUUGGAGGAACCCUACCCCCAGCUAAGAUAAAAGAGCACGAAAAGAAGAAGCAUGAAGACGAGGACGAUUCCUAGACGGAAUGGAAGUGUCUAAUUAUUAUUUAUUAACAUAGUCUUCGGACAGGAGGUGUACUCGGUUUCUUACCGCAUGUUUAUGUACGUCCAGGCCAGUACUUCAAGCAAACGACAAAUCGGUACAGGAGGUGAUCGAGGAAAUUUUUUUCUCGAAUAUGUUCAUAUAUUGUUCACAAGAGUUUAAAUAGUGCUUCGUUUCCGUCCAGAAAACAUUUCUCAUUGAGAAAUGAUUUAUUUCACCGACAAAUAUAGUGUUUUGCUGAAAAUGCUAUGAUUCUUAGGAGUUUUUUUCAUGGAGUUUUAUUUCAUCACUGCGUAUCGUAUUCUGAGAGCUAAGGAUUUGAUAAUUCAUAAGAGCACGUGACUACAAAAAAUACCGCUAUAAGGGUGAUACAUUUUUCAAAAUGUGAGAAAGAAGAAACGUUGUUGGGUUGUUUUUAGGUUGAUGGAGAAACAUAGUGUUUUUUUUUCUUCUGCGCUCACAGGAUCGAUCUGCUCUUCUUCAUGUCACAAGUCACUAAGAAACAUUUUUUCACCCGAGAUUUCAUUUGGUUCUUUCAUCAUACACUUCUGAACAUAGAAAGUUCAUAAUUUUUAGAUAGCACAUUUUUCAGUACGCAAAUUGAGAUCUAUAGCUAUUAACUAUCUUAAAAUUGUGUUUAUAUGAGAAAAUUAGAAACAAAGUUGAACAUUAGUUAUAUGUCUGUUACAUUGAUAAGUUUUUGUAUUGUUUAAAAUGUGAUGUUUUCAAUUAGAGAUCAGCUUUAUUAUAAAGAAAACUCGAUCUGUAGCUGGAAAUUAUUUAAUUGAAUACAGACAUAUAUCAUGGCGUUUUCAGUGUCAAUCUUCAAUAUUCACGUUAAAAGUGUUUAUAUCUAUAUGCGGAAUAAAAAAAAACUAUGUAGUAUAAUUUAUUUGAAUUUUGCAUGAAGCUAUAAAGUUUUCAUUCUUCCUACAUGUUAAAUCUGACUAAAGUUAUGACCGACUUAUUUCUUACUACUGAGCGAAGUCAAUGAUGUUUUAACAGACAAAAAAAACAGAAGAUAAUCUUUAUUCGAAUUUAAAUAUGGACAUAGAAAUAGAAUAAUUAUAUAGAUCUGUACACUAACAACAAUUAUACUGAAACGUUUCUAUGCUAUCAAUGCUUUGAUAGUUUGAAAGGGUUCGAUAUUCUAGAAUGGUUUUCAUUAACAAGAAAAUAAGUAAAGAUGCCAGUAAGAUACGAUAGACAUACGUUUUCCGUUCUGUGAAUGGAAAAAUUAAACAUGCAUGAAGUCGGAUAUGACAGCAAAAAGCCAAAGAACUUAGAACGUUUUAACUUUUCCAAGAAAUGUAUUUCCAUGUAUCCUUAGACAUUCUAUAUUCUAUGAUCAUGUAAGAAUUGGGACCAAUUUCAAAUGAUUUUGCAUGUUUUUAUCUGAAAUACUGCAUGAAUUGAACCAUUCAGGUACAUUUGC
Messenger RNA from Ruditapes philippinarum (Manila clam), 3990 nucleotides. Its product is annotated as dentin sialophosphoprotein-like. NCBI's taxonomy places the organism in Eukaryota, Metazoa, Mollusca, Bivalvia, Venerida, Veneridae. Bases 662 to 2533 code for a protein of 623 amino acids. The record is from RefSeq and is a predicted model, not a curated record. The transcript is spliced from 3 exons.